ACUAGAUCAUUCCCACUUCCCUUAUCUGACUCACUAAAAAUUGCACUCUCACUUCGUACCCACACUAACAUACUGACACUCUCUUCGCCUUCAUGGCAACGGAGCUACAGCCGCCGGAAGUCUCAAUUUCGAUUGGCCCACCAACCACUAACGCCCAAUCUUCUGGCCCACCUCCAAUUGAUCACUCAAACCCUAAAGCAGGACCCUCUGCCACCAACAACCCGGCUCCGAGCCUUGCCCCCAAACGACAGCGUCGGCCCAGUGUCCGCUUGGGCGAGAUCGGUGGCGACCCACCUUAUGACCACCACAACCGUCGCCCUAACAAAACAUGGCGCUUCCACAAAGACCCUUCUUUCGCCACCAAGGCAUCCAGGACCCGUCCCCUCACAAACCUGGUUAACGGCGGUGAGUCGAAUUACCAAAAUACCCUCGAACCCACCGAGAAUUACACAGUCUCCAUGGAGCUCACCCACCGGAAGCCGAAGAAUAAGAAGGCUACCAAGCGGGUCCGGACCAACUGGAAUAAAUUUGAAUCCGCGGUCAAUAAUGGAGGUGGUGGCGCUGGUGGAGGAGGAGCGAUAGCUGAUAGCGGGAACAAUUUUGAUGAAGAACGGAAUAAUAAUAAUAAUGCCGAAUUUCAGGAUUUUGAGCCCGAGGGCUCUGAGAGUCCCCUGUUAAAAGAGCAGAGCCCGGUCAAUUCUGUUGAGAAUAUGGGGCUGCAGUAUUGGGAUCAACAGAGGAGAGGAAGUAGGGUCCGGGUUUCGGAGAGUAAUGGAAUUACUCAUGACGAGAUGAAUUCGCAGGAACAGCGCAGUGGGCGGAACGUUGCAGUGAGGGAAUGGUUAAUUGGGUUGGGGUUGGGCAGAUACUCCCCAGUUUUUGAGGUACACGAGGUUGAUGAUGAGGUAUUGCCCAUGUUGACAUUGGAGGAUCUCAAGGACAUGGGGAUCAAUGCUGUUGGCUCACGGAGGAAAAUGUACUCUGCUAUUCUCAAGCUGCAGAAAGGGUUUUCUUCAAAUCUGAUGCAGAACAGUUGUGUGGGUAAGUUGAAGGAACUUUGAAGGCCUUUAUCCGUAAGAGGUUUCUAUGAGAGGCAAUAUGGAGCGAUUGAAAUAACAUCAAGAGACAGAAUCAUACAAUACAUUUUUCACUUCUUUUUGACAUAGUACCAUUUAUUUCAAAUGAUUUCAAGAGGUCGAAUUGUGGAUAGCAAUUAUAUCUCCUCCAACAUUUGGAGCUAUCUUUUCCCUUUA
Molecule: messenger RNA, 1253 nt
Organism: Olea europaea var. sylvestris
Lineage: Eukaryota; Viridiplantae; Streptophyta; Magnoliopsida; Lamiales; Oleaceae
Exons: 2
Coding region: 93-1061 (322 amino acids)
Molecular function (GO): protein binding
Source: RefSeq, a predicted model, not a curated record